Messenger RNA from Ctenocephalides felis (cat flea), 996 nucleotides. Its product is annotated as zinc finger protein Xfin-like. Gene Ontology annotation, molecular function: DNA-binding transcription factor activity, RNA polymerase II-specific; RNA polymerase II transcription regulatory region sequence-specific DNA binding. NCBI's taxonomy places the organism in Eukaryota, Metazoa, Arthropoda, Insecta, Siphonaptera, Pulicidae. Gene Ontology annotation, cellular component: nucleus. The transcript has 6 exons. Gene Ontology annotation, biological process: regulation of transcription by RNA polymerase II. The annotation marks the transcript as partial. The record is from RefSeq and is a predicted model, not a curated record.
AUUUUUUAUAUAUUUUGUCAUUUUUUGUUUGACAUAAGUUUUGAGGUUACAAACAAAGUUGUGCAAUAAAAGUCAAAAUUUAAAUUCAAUUUAAAUUUAUUCACUAUCAAUUAUAACCAACUAUAUCAGCUUAAAUAGGCUUGUGGAUUAAGAAUCAAAAUGAAUUCUAUAACUAAAUCCAGUGUAGGUAUAUUGCAAAUUCAAGAUAUUCAGAAAAACAUCAAAGAACCUCCUGCUUGCAGCCAAAACAUUUCAAAAGUCUUGACGAUAAAUGGAAAACUUUUAGAUCAAGAUGCAAGUCUCGAUUUAGCAGAGCUGUUUCCUCCAGAAGCCCUAGGAGCAGAAAAUAAAAUAAAUGAGACAAGCUGGACUUGUAAACAUUGCUCCAAAACAUCUUACAGCAUAUCUGAUUAUGCAAAACAUUUAAAAACACAUUUUAAAUUGAAGAGCAAAUCUGUUGAUGGGGAUAACCAGAAAAUUGAGUGUGAUAUUUGCAGUAAAAAAGUUGCACAAAUGUAUCGACAUUUGCAACAGCAUACUGGAGAGUUCGCAUGCCACUUGUGUUUAAUGAAUCACAGCCGUAAAACCUACCUCACAAAUCAUCAAAAAACAUGUAAAGAUGGAGACGGAAUCAUUUUACAAUGUGUUAUUUGCAAAUUAAUUGUUGAAACGAGGAAUGAACUUCGAGAACAUCUAAUAAAAAGUCAUUGUGAACCUCCAGAUAUAAAAAAUGAUGUCGUUGUAGGAAAUGGAGGAUGUGAUAAUAAAAAUCCUUCUAUAUUUCCUUGCUCAUAUUGCAAGAGAUCGUAUUCGAGGAGAAGUUUGUUGAGUAGACAUGUUAGGACGAAACAUAAUAUAUAUGGAUUGAAUGCCGAUGAAGAAUGUUUAAUAUGCCAUGUCAAAUUUAAUUCUGUGCGGACAGCUUUGAGACAUAAACAAAUUCAUAAGAAAGGAAAGUUAUUCAAGUGCUCGGAGUGCGAUCAGUCUUUCCUUGAU